AUGUACGAACUGGUGCGGGUUGGCUGGCUUCGGCUUGUUGGCGAGAUCAUCCGUCUGGAAGGCGAUAGCGCGUAUAUUCAGGUGUACGAAGAGACGGCGGGAUUAUCCGUAGGAGACCCCGUUCUGAAGUCUGGCCAUCCCCUGUGCGUCAAACUCGGACCAGGCUUGCUGGACAAUAUCUUCGACGGUAUUCAGAGGCCUUUGGAACGCAUCGCCACGGAAUGCGCCUCCGUAUUUAUUGCAAAGGGCUGCGAUGCAACUCCCCUUGACCCCGUAAAGAAGUGGCACUUUGAUCCUGCAGCCUCCCUCCAAGUCGGAGAUCUUGUGACAGGGGAGUACACUGUUUCCGACCCUAUCGCGCAAGUGGAAUUUCAAGGCAAGGUUUACGACGUCGCUCUUUCUCACGACUGGCCCGUGCGUGAGCCCAGGCCUUGUCUGGAAAAGCUUGCGGGAAAUACGCCGCUGUUGACGGGGCAGCGUGUUCUAGACUGCCUCUUUCCGACUGUUCAGGGGGGAACCUGCGCCAUACCAGGGGCUUUCGGAUGCGGAAAGACUUGCAUUUCACAGGCGCUGUCCAAGUACAGCAACAGCGAGGUGAUUGUGUAUGUGGGCUGUGGGGAGCGCGGCAACGAGAUGGCGGAAGUGUUAGCUGACUUUCCAGAGCUUACGACCACUGUGGACGGCAAGGAAGAAGGCAUUAUGCAGCGCACGUGCCUUGUCGCAAACACGAGCAACAUGCCCGUGGCGGCGAGAGAAGCUUCUAUCUACACAGGCAUUACUCUUGCGGAGUACUUCCGUGACAUGGGCUACAAUGUGGCGAUGAUGGCGGAUUCAACUUCGCGCUGGGCAGAAGCGCUUCGCGAGAUCUCUGGGCGGCUAGCUGAAAUGCCAGCAGACUCAGGUUACCCCGCCUACUUGGGGGCUCGUUUGGCUAGCUUUUAUGAGCGUGCAAGCCGUGUGAAGUGUCUUGGCUCACCUGAUCGCGAAGGCUCCGUUACAAUUGUGGGCGCCGUCUCUCCGCCUGGUGGAGACUUCUCCGAUCCAGUCACUACUUCCACCAUGUCGAUCGUGCAAGUCUUUUGGGGGCUGGACAAGAAGCUAGCGCAGCGCAAGCAUUUCCCGUCUGUCAAUUGGACCACAUCGUUCUCCAAGUACCUCCGCUUCCUAGAGCCUUUCUUUGAUUCAUACGACUCGGAAUUCGUGGGGCUUCGCCAAAAGAUGAGCGACAUCCUCCAACAGGAGAACGAGCUUACAGACAUCGUGCAGCUCGUUGGCAAGGACUCUCUCUCGGAGGACCAGAAACUCAUUUUGGAAGUUGCCAAAAUCAUCAGAGAAGACUUUUUGCAACAAAAUGCUUUCUCAGAUUACGAUUACAUGUGUCCCUUGCACAAGACGGUUGGCAUGAUGAAGAUCAUAUGUCUCUUUCAUGACCAGUGUCUCCGCGUUAUGCAGGAAACAUCCGGCGGUGAGCACCGCAUUGGCUGGAGCACUAUUUACAACACCAUGCGUCCAACGAUAUCUAAAAUAACAAACAUGAAGUUUGAACACCCACUCAAGCCGGAAGCCGAGUUCAAGGCAUUCUUCAAAGCUCUGGAGGAAGAAAUUGUUACAACGCUUCGCAAUCUGGCAGAGAAAUAG
Messenger RNA from Cyclospora cayetanensis, 1638 nucleotides. RefSeq names its product V-type proton ATPase catalytic subunit A. The transcript is spliced from 13 exons. Gene Ontology annotation, molecular function: proton-transporting ATPase activity, rotational mechanism; ATP binding. NCBI's taxonomy places the organism in Eukaryota, Apicomplexa, Conoidasida, Eucoccidiorida, Eimeriidae. The coding region runs from base 1 to 1638 and encodes 545 amino acids. Gene Ontology annotation, biological process: ATP metabolic process; proton transmembrane transport. The record is from RefSeq and is a predicted model, not a curated record.